UCUCUCUCUCUCUCUCUCACGUUACAUACAAUAUAUAAACUUGGUCGGCUGCAGAGUGUGUAUUAUUACAAUCUAAGAAAACGUGUAGCUGGCUAACUAUCUACAUUUCAGCUCACCUACCCGUUUCUUCUUCACCCCUUUGCAAACUGUUUUGAUUUGUUGGUGUUUUCUCAAUUCUCAUGGUUGAAUCCAUUCAACUCAAGGCACUGUUCUCUGUGGGGUCACCCAAUUCCAAGCGCCAACAGCAUCUCAUUCACUCUUUUUAGACAAUGUCAUGCUGUGAAUUACCCAAAUUCACCAACCACGACCACUCUCAUGAACUCUGAACCUCUUUCUCUCUCUCUUCUCUGACACUGUAGAAUAGAUUUUAAUGGCAGCUCUUAAGGCUGUGUCCUCUUCCUUCUGGGGUUGUUCCAAAGCCCCUCCUCAAUUGGGUGUUGGUGCUGCCAAUUCUCAUUCUGCUCAGAUUGGGAAUUUAAGAUAUGAUCUUGACAAAUGCCGCAAAUGGGAAUGUUGCUGUUUGGGUGUUUUUGCUGAGGCUCAGAGAGCUACCACCGCUGUUGAAGAUGAGAAGCCAAGUGUCCCUUUGGUUCACUCUUCUGGGGCUGAUAUUGAUCUUCACCCAAAUCACUCUAAGGGCUUUCACAAGGAUAUAAACCUGCUUCCUAAGCCAUUAACAGCAAUUGAUAUUUCCUCUGCUCCAAGAGAUGGAUCAAAGGUGCGGGUGGCUUAUCAGGGACUUCCAGGGGCAUAUAGCGAGGAUGCAGCUUUGAAAGCAUAUCCAAAAUGUGAGACUGUGCCAUGUGACGAUUUUGAAGCUGCAUUUAAGGCAGUUGAAUUAUGGCUAGUGGAUAAAGCUGUUCUACCCAUUGAGAAUUCUGUUGGUGGAAGCAUCCACCGUAAUUAUGACUUACUUCUUCGCCAUAGGCUCCACAUUGUUGGGGAGGUACAGUUGCGUGCUAACCACUGCCUUUUAGGAUUACCUGGUGCGAGAAAGGAGGAACUCAAAGGUGUAGUGAGUCAUCCUCAGGCUCUUGCUCAAUGUGAGACAAUACUUAGUGAUUUAGGUGUCGUCAAAAUUGGUGCACAUGAUACUGCCGCUGCUGCACAGAGAGUGGCCUCAAAUGGUGUAAGAGAGACUGGAGCUAUUGCAAGUUCCCGAGCUGCAAAAAUAUAUGGGCUUGACAUUCUUGCAGAAAGAAUUCAGGACGAUGAUGAGGUUAUUACUCGUUUCUUGGUCCUUGCAAGGGAGCCUAUAAUUCCAGGAACGGACAGGCCCCAUACGACUAGCAUUGUUUUCAGUCUAGAAGAAGGCCCAGGUGUACUGUUCAAAGCCCUGGCAGUUUUUGCUAUGAGGAAUAUUAAUUUGAAGAAGAUAGAGAGUCGCCCACUGAAGCAGCGCCCAUUAAGGGUUGUUGAUGAUACAAAUGAAGGGAGUGCCAAGUACUUUGACUACCUCUUCUACAUUGACAUUGAAGCUUCAAUGGCAGAACCUCGUGCACAAUAUGCUUUAGGACAGUUGCAGGAAUUUGCUAGAUUUCUUCGAGUUCUUGGUUGUUAUCCUACGGACACAGUUUUAUAGAAUUUCUGUGCCUUAACUAGGAGCAACAGUCGG
Abrus precatorius (Indian licorice) is the source of this 1615-nucleotide messenger RNA. RefSeq names its product arogenate dehydratase/prephenate dehydratase 1, chloroplastic. The transcript has 11 exons. The record is from RefSeq and is a predicted model, not a curated record. Gene Ontology annotation, biological process: L-phenylalanine biosynthetic process. Lineage: Eukaryota; Viridiplantae; Streptophyta; Magnoliopsida; Fabales; Fabaceae. Gene Ontology annotation, cellular component: cytoplasm; chloroplast. Gene Ontology annotation, molecular function: arogenate dehydratase activity; prephenate dehydratase activity. Bases 371 to 1582 code for a protein of 403 amino acids.